Molecule: messenger RNA, 578 nt
Organism: Mangifera indica (mango)
Lineage: Eukaryota; Viridiplantae; Streptophyta; Magnoliopsida; Sapindales; Anacardiaceae
Exons: 1
Coding region: 131-337 (68 amino acids)
Source: RefSeq, a predicted model, not a curated record
AACAGAAGAUAUUCGACCUUUACCUCCCUUAGGCAUAUACAUAAACAACGCUGCUGCUCCUUCUCUUCAAAAUUAGAAAUUUUCAAGGAGAGAAGUAAUCCGAAACAUUCAAAAUAGAAGCCGAGUCGAUAUGGUGUGCUUUUGCUUUCUGGUUGAUCAAACACGUAAAGUGAGUAGAAGCAAGCCAGCAGCAGGGUUUUGCUCGAGGUGUGGCGGUGGAGCUAGCGUAGCGGACAUGAAAACAGCCACAAGAUUCUGCCACAUUCCAUUUUAUUGGAAAUCUUGGAGAGCUAUCAUCUGUACUUUCUGUGGAGCCAUUCUACGAUCUUACCGAUAAUUUUGGGCUCGCAUUUCAAAUUUAUAUCUUAUUAAACCCCCAGAGUCUCGGCCGAGACUCUCUAUCUUGGCGGGGGUUUCUGAAUCCGGCCGCUAGAGUUUUUAUCACGACCUGUAAGUGCUAAUAUAUAACUCCAAUUUAUGAUGUAAAGUUUGAAGUUAUUUCUAGCUAUAAUACUAAUUUUCCUUAGAGGAUGGAAUUUCUUGGUUUUAUUUACAUGUAUGCAAAGUUUGGUUUGCUA